Molecule: messenger RNA, 2970 nt
Organism: Coprinopsis cinerea okayama7#130
Lineage: Eukaryota; Fungi; Basidiomycota; Agaricomycetes; Agaricales; Psathyrellaceae
Exons: 5
Coding region: 154-2970 (938 amino acids)
Biological process (GO): post-transcriptional gene silencing
Cellular component (GO): peroxisome; cytoplasm
Molecular function (GO): RNA nuclease activity; mRNA base-pairing post-transcriptional repressor activity; CCR4-NOT complex binding
Source: RefSeq, a predicted model, not a curated record
CACGAGGCAGGAGGCUGCUCAUCAAUCCUGGACCCCCAAACACAGAAAACCUCUCGAAAGGAGUGAAUCUUCAUAAAUUAGGCUUACCCCUCGAUUAAGCCUGGUCCAGGAAAUUGCAGGUUCGGGAUCAAGUUUUGUGGCGCCAUUGGCAACAUGAAUGGUCACGGCAACAACUUGAGCGACCACGACGUCGCUGUAUUUUGGGAUCAUUCGACGUGCCCCUCGCCUAGUUCGCUUACAGGAUAUGAAGUCGCAAACAGCAUCAGAUGCAUCGCACAGACUUUUGGGAGCAUAAAAGUCUUCAAAGCCUACCUGUCUAUCUCUCUACACGAGCCCAGUUCCAAGCGCGACAGAGCAUCAGCUCUUCGAUCUGAACUCCAAGUGUCUGGCGUGUCACUGACGGACGUUGACACCAGCACUCCGUCUUUGAAUGCUGGUCUGAACGUGAUGCUCGCUGCCGAUAUGUAUGCUUACGCCUUGGACAAGACGCCCUUAACGGCGACCAUUGUGCUCGUAACCAAUGCGCCUGCUCUUGCGUACGCAGUCUCCCUCCUACGGCUGCGCAAUUACCGCGUGGUCGUCGUCACGUCCUCACUGGGAGGCCAGGAUACAAGCUUGGGCUUGACUUCCCAAGGGUCUAUUCACUUCGAUUGGGAUACGGACGUCUUAAAAUACAUGUCACUUCCCAAUGCGAUGCCUGGGACUUCUACAGCUUCACCCCACAAACGUUAUCCCAUGCGCCCACACAGCCGAGCGUCUUCCCCGGAUUUCACCAGAGAAGACAGGCCUUCUGGCGCAGAACAGCGAGCGCGAAUUGCAUCAGGCGAAGAAGUGGAAUUGAAGAACUUCAGUCUUCCGCAGAAUCCACACACCGUGAAAAGGAAAGCUCGAGCAUCGGACACGGAAACUCCAGACGAGCUCUUGUCCCCUCAUUUUCGAGGAUUCUCGUCAUAUCUCCAAUCGGACCGACCAUCCACCCCUUCUGAGAUCACCGGUCGUCCAUUAAGCAAGCUCGAUCGACCUCUGGUUGAGGAUUCCGUCAAGGGCAUUACUAGCAUCCCUUCAACUCCUAGAGCUACUGGGAAGUCAACUGCGGUGGGGACGGGUAGCAUUCCGGCACGUGCGCAGGUUAAUGUCGAGGAGCUAAUGCCUCGAACAAUCGCUUUCCAACCUACAGCAUCAACUCCCUCUACCAGCUUAUCUCCCACUGCCAGUGUUUUCCAACCGUCACUCGCAACCCUCGGUCAACGACCAACACCAUCUGGUCAAUUCAUGAGCCCAAGAAUUCCAUCCACGUCUUCUAUAUCCUCUCCGCAGAAAGCGAGCUAUUCCCCUCAGCCUUCUGCAAGGACCUCUGUGGUGCCUGCGUUCCAACCUUUGGUCGAUAUUCUGAGAUCUCAACGUGCCAAGGGGUCGGCCACUCCCUUGCGAUCGUCUGUCGCACUGGAGUUGAUUCAAAAGGACAAGGAUGUGUAUGCAAAGGCCGGGGUACAGAAAUUUUCUCAAUAUUCUGCACUAGCUGAGAAGGAAGGAAUCGUUAAACUCGGGGAAAACUGCCCGGCACCUGCUAAUUACACGGGAUAUGACCUUGUAGAUGCUAUACGCCGAAUGGCUCAACAGUUCGGCUCCGUCAAGCUCUUCAAGGCGUACCUCGAGGUGUCGGAGCAAGUUUUGAAUGCCCGUUCAUUGACUUUACGCUCCGAACUCCAGGUUUCUGGAGUUUCUUUGACAGACUGUCCCCAUAAUGGGCGUAAGGACGCUGCAGAUAAAAUGAUGCUGGUGGACAUGCUGGCCCAUGCUAUCGACCACCCUGCACCGAGGACUUUCAUAUUAAUUUCUGGCGACCGUGAUUUCGCCUACGCUCUGUCCACGCUCAGAUUGAGAAGAUACAAAGUUGUCCUUGUCACCUUGCCCAAUGCUCAUGCUAGCUUGAAGGCACAAGCAACCACCUGCCUCGACUGGUUCACCGACGUCGUCGACAUUAUCACGCCCCCUCCAUCAUCUCCCAAGAAAUCUGGGAGGACAUAUUUCACGGGAAACACAGGAUGGAACAGCAGAAGAUAUGACGACAAUACCGACGACGGCCCGAUACGAAUUGACAAAGAAAACGGAGAUGAAGAAAAACAAUCGAAUAAACUAGCAGUUACUCUAGAAUGGACUCGCUCUUCGUCCUCAGCGUCGCAGGGAGAAAGCACUGGCCCCAAGGACUUCAAGCCCAGGAAACCCUUCCCAUCCCAAAGCAAUACCAGUCCUUCGAAGACACCGAAGAAAGCUCAUCAGGCUGGACUGCCGCCUUCCCAGACUACACUGAAUCAGUUCUGGCUGCUCGAAGAACGGCAGUCGUUCUUAACACCUCCGGAAAGACCACCACUUCGAACCGAGAAAAGCAAUGCAUCAAACGAGUUUCAUAGCACUUCGCCUACUAAAGCUCGGGCUGAAACCCCGCGAACCAGAGUUCGCGAUAUUCGAGACAGAACGACCGCAUCUAUCGACACAUUCGACCCUGCCAAGGACGUAUUCCAGGCAACUCAGAGGAAGCCCAAGCAAUACGACACCGUUUCCUUAAUAUCUGACGAUCUCACUUCCAACAUCUCUUCCAACUCCAACAUCACUUCAGAAUUAGAAAGCUCUGCUGACAUGACCUUUAUCCAACCUCCGUCAUUCAGAUACCAGUCUUCUACAUCAAGCCCCAGUGUCUCCGCCGCAAAGAUUGUCCCAGAUCCGUUGAAACCUCUCGUUCGCCAACUACAGUGGUAUUACAAGCACGGAAACUAUAUCGUAUUGCGCUCCAAAAUCGGUGCGGAUCUUGUAACGCGUUACAAGAAUGUCUACAAGAGGGCGAAGGUCAGGAACUUCACCGAGUAUGUCCUGCUUGGAGAGAAGGAGGGCAUAUGUGAGUUGGGAGGGACAGGCGCGGAGGCAUGGAUUCGAAUGUGUGCUGGCUGGGAGCUGGCUGACACCAAAUGGUGA